Molecule: messenger RNA, 395 nt
Organism: Sarcophilus harrisii (Tasmanian devil)
Lineage: Eukaryota; Metazoa; Chordata; Mammalia; Dasyuromorphia; Dasyuridae
Gene: RPS29
Product: ribosomal protein S29
Exons: 3
Coding region: 79-249 (56 amino acids)
Biological process (GO): translation
Cellular component (GO): cytosolic small ribosomal subunit; ribosome
Molecular function (GO): structural constituent of ribosome; zinc ion binding
Source: RefSeq, a predicted model, not a curated record
UGACGCGGAACCGGGGCUUGAAGAGCACAUGCGUGGACUGUUUCUUCCCUUUUGUCUCGUGUCUUUGCUGUCGGCGCCAUGGGUCAUCAGCAGCUCUACUGGAGUCACCCUCGCAAAUUCGGCCAGGGUUCCCGAUCGUGCCGCGUCUGUUCGAACCGGCAUGGCCUAAUCCGCAAAUACGGCCUCAACAUGUGCCGCCAGUGUUUCCGGCAGUACGCGAAAGACAUCGGCUUCAUCAAGUUGGACUAAAUGUUUAUGGAAACUUCAACAACUUGCUUGCUUCAACAACUGCCAUUUUACUGGACUUUGGAUUUGAUCUACCCCUUUAAAAGAUGGAUCCUGUUGUACAUACUAUGCUAAUUUGCAUAUAUCAUUAAAAAGGUCAUCCUCAAUUA